ACUAUAUUACAUGGCAUUGAUCAAUAGGAACCAGUCGGUUCCCAACACCAUACAGGAUGGCGCUUGAAUGGGCAGUCCCAUGGAUCAGCCUCUGCUUUGGACUGUCUGCUGCAUCCAGUGUCAUGGUUCAGGCGGUGACCAAAGUACCAGUAUUUACAGAAUUGAAAGCCUCCCAUGACGACCAGUUCUGCAGCACAUGGGGAAACUACCAUUUCAGGACAUUCGAUGGAGAGUUCUUCCAGCUUCGCUCCAAUUGCAACUAUCUCCUUGCGUCCAACUGUAAAGGCAGCUACGAGGAUUUCAACAUCCAGCUGCAACGGCAAGAGACAGGCGGGAUUACUGCCAUAAAGCGGGUGGCCAUGAGGCUAAAUGGUGCUGUAGUGGAACUGUCCAGCUCCUCCGUCAUGGUCAAUGACAAGCUUGUGGCGCUGCCUUUCAGCCAGGUUGGCAUCUCAAUCGAAAGAACUUUCUCCUACGUUAAAGUGGAGGCAACAAUGGGUGUGAUUGUCAUGUGGAACGAACAAGACACGCUCUGGGUUGAGUUGGAUGCAAAAUACAAGAAUCAGACUUGUGGCUUGUGUGGUGACUUCAAUGGAGAUCAGAUUGAGGGACAAAUCGAGGACGUUGGGGAGGCUUGGAAAUCCAACAGUCCAACUGAAAACUGUGAUGAAAACUUGUCUCCUUACCCACAGACCUGCUCUAAAACUCAGAGAUCCACCUGUGAGAACGUUGUUUCAGGACCUGCUUUCCUCAGUUGUCAAGACCUAAUCGACAAGGACGCUUUUGUGGAAGCGUGCGUGAAAGACUUGUGCAAUUGUAAUGACUCCACUCCCUGUUUAUGUUCGACCAUGUCAGAGUACUCGCGCCAAUGCGCUCACGCAGGAGGGGAGCCGCAGGAAUGGAACGCACAUUUGUGCGUUAAAAAAAUAUGCCCACUUAACAUGGUGUACAAAGAGUGUGGGAGCCCCUGCACAGACACCUGCAGCAACCCACAGAGGAGUGAAGUGUGUGAAGAACAUUGCAUAGAUGGAUGCUUCUGUCCUUCUGGGACCCUCUUGGAUGACAUUGGUGAUAAUGGAUGUUUGCCUGUGGACCAGUGCUCCUGCAUACACAACGGCCAGCCAUACAAACCUGGUGAAUCCUACUCCAGGGCCUGUCAGACAUGCACGUGUACUCAGGGUGAAUGGAGGUGUAGUGACAAGGACUGCCCUGGUGUCUGCUCCAUACUGGGAGGCUCCCACAUCUCCACCUAUGAUGAUAAAACAUACACUUUCCAUGGCGACUGCUCCUAUGUUAUUACAAGGCAGGUGAAUGGGACUUUCGUUGUCCUGGGUGAACUUGUCAAAUGUGAGAAAUCGGAUAAAUCAACUUGUCUGAAUGCAGUCGCUCUAGUGCUCUCAAAAUCCUUGGUGAUUGUUGUGGAAGCAAGCGGGCAAGUUUUUGUCAACAAACUGACCUCUCAGCUGCCUCUCUUCAUGGAUGACAUAACAAUCUUCAGUCCAUCCACAUUUUACAUUGUGAUCCACACUGUCUACGGGCUUCAGCUUGAAAUCCAGCUCACGCCCAUCAUGCAGGUUCACAUCAAAGCCGGCCUGUCUCACAGCGGCAAACUCCAUGGUCUUUGUGGGGAUUUUAACAAUGUUGAAGUCGAUGACUUCAAAACCAUAUGUGGAAUGAUUGAAGGGACAGCUGCUACAUUUGCCAACUCAUGGAGGGCUAAAGGAGGAUGUCCAGAUGUCACCAAUACACUCGGUGACCCCUGCCUUCUGAGUGUAGACAAGGAGAAAUAUGCCAACCACUGGUGCUCCUUGCUGACCAACACAUCAGGGGUGUUUUCCAAGUGCCAUUCCGAGAUAAACCCAGAAGAAUACCUUACUUCCUGUAUCUAUGACACGUGUGCCUGCGAAAACAGCGAGGAUUGCAUGUGUGCUGCCAUGUCCUCCUAUGUUCACGCAUGUGCCGCUGCUGGUGUCUCCUUAAGUGGAUGGCGGGAGGCGGUGUGCAAAAAAUACACAACCUGCCCUUCAACUUUAGUAUUUGACUACAACAUGACAAGCUGUGGCCGCACAUGCCGCUCUCUGAGUCAGUCGGAUUUAACUUGUGAGGUUGACUUUACACCCGUGGAUGGCUGUGGCUGUGCUGAGGGCACUUACCUCAACGAGAAAAGGGAGUGUGUGGCAGCAUCCCAGUGCUCCUGCUAUGUAGGGGACAUGGUGGUGCGGCCCAAGCAGACUGUCAGGGCUCAUGGACAAAUAUGCUCCUGCCGUAGUGGAAAACUAAUCUGUACAGGAAACCCCACAACUGAAUCCUGCAUCGCACCAAUGGUUUUCUUCAACUGCUCAAGUUCAAAGCCAGGCGACAUGGGCUCAGAGUGCCAAAAAACCUGCCAGACUCUGGACACAGAAUGUGUCAGCUCACAUUGUGUCUCAGGCUGCGUAUGUCCUGCUGGUCUGUUGUCUGAUGGUAAAGGAGGCUGUAUUGAAGAGUCUCAAUGUCCCUGCACGUAUAAUGGACAAUCCUACAAACCUGGACAGACUGUUAAAGUGGACUGCAACACCUGCACUUGCAAAAGCAGACAAUGGCAGUGCACCGAUCGGCAGUGUGAUGGAAGCUGUACAAUAUAUGGGGAAGGCCAUUACAUCACCUAUGAUGAGAAGAAAUUUUCUUACAAUGGGGACUGUGAUUACGUCUUUACUCAGGACUACUGCAGUGACAGUAAGGAGGGCACCUUUAGGGUCCUGACUGAGAGCAUUCCGUGUGGGACAAGUGAUAACGUCUGCUCCAUUGCUAUCAAGCUCUUCUUAGGGAACACCGAAAUUGUCCUUAAAGAGGAAAAUGUCAAAGUUAUCAAACAUAACAAAGGGUUAGACAUACCCUAUAAAGUCCACUCUAUCGGUAUGUAUGUUGUCAUUGAGGCAAGGAAUGGCCUUGUUCUCAUCUGGAAUAAGAAGACGACACUCAUGAUCAAACUUAGCUCUACAUUCAAGGGAAAAGUUUGUGGUCUAUGUGGAAAUUACGACGGAAGCAUCAAGAAUGAUUUUUCCACCAGAAACAAAGAGGUUGUGGUAGAUGCCUUUGAGUUUGGAAACAGCUGGAAAGUGUCACCAAGCUGUCCCAAUACAAAUGCACUAAAAAAUCCCUGCGUGCUGUACUCGCACAGGCAGGCAUGGGCUCUGAAACACUGUAGCAUUAUCAAGAGCGAAGUGUUUGACGCUUGUCAUUCAAUGGUGGAUCCACAGCAUUAUUACGAUGCCUGUGUAAGAGACACAUGUGCCUGCAAUACUGGAGGAGAUUGUGACUGCUUCUGCUCGGCUGUGGCAGCCUACGCAGCCGCCUGUAAUAAGGCUGGCGCUUGCAUAAAAUGGAGAACACCCACUGUCUGUCCUGUAUUCUGCGAUUACUACAAUCCUGAUGGUGAAUGUGAAUGGCACUACGAGCCUUGCGGAAAACCAUGCAUGAAGACCUGCAGAAAUCCCUCAGGACAAUGCUAUACCCAAAUCCCACCAUUAGAAGGCUGCUAUCCAAGGUGUCCACCUGCACAACCAUAUUUGGAAGAGGAAACAAUGAAGUGUGUGUCAAGGGAAGACUGUGGAUGCUAUGAUGAUGAUGGGAAGCAUUAUACCGAAGGACAGAUAAUGCCUCAGACAGAAAACUGUCAGACAUGUAAAUGUAUUUCAACAAAUAGGGAAUGUGCCUAUGAUGCCAAAGCUUGCACUUGCUCAUAUAAAGGGAAAAUAUACAAGUAUGGAGAAGUUGUAUAUGACAUUCAUGAUGGAGACGGAACCUGUAUUACUGCGUAUUGUGGUGAACAUGGAAAUAUUACAAGAGUGGUUAGACCUUGCAGUUCUUCAACAACACAGCAGCCAACAACAACUGAAUUUGUGUUUGUGACAACAGAAAGACCAACCUCUACAGCAGUGGCCCAAACUACAACAAGAGAAAAACCCAUCAAAACAACCCUCCAACCCACAACGUUCACAGAAGAGCCCACCACCAUAACAACAAUCACAGAAAUGCCAUCCAUACCAACAACGAUUCCAACAAACCCAACCACAAUUACAACAGAAAAGCCCCAAACCACCACAACCACAGAAAAGCCAACAUCAACACCAUCUGACUGUCUUGUUUGUCACACGUCACCUUGGAUCAACAAUCAUUACCCUGACUUUACUCCCAAUGGUGGAGAUUAUGAGUCUAUUGAAAAUAUAACCGAUCCAAAUCUGAGAGAAUGUGAACAACCACUUCAAAUUGAAUGCAGAGCAAAACACUACCCAGAUUUAUCUUUGGAUGAACUAGAUCAGAAAGUAACAUGCAACCCAACAGAUGGACUGAUCUGCCAUAACAAAGACCAAGGCAUCCCUCCAAUUUGUUAUGACUAUGAGAUACAAGUCAAAUGUUGCAUUAACGAUUGUGCCACGCCAACCAAAGCUACAACUACAAGUGCAACAACACCCACAAUGACAACAGGAAAGCCCAGCACAACUGCACCCACAACUACAGAAAAUCCAUCCAUCCCAACGACCAUUCCAACAAACCCAACUACUGUUACAACAGAAAAGGCAACAACACGUGCAAUGACAACAGAAAAACCCAGCUCUACUGCAGCCACAACUACAGAAAAGCCUACGACUAAUGCCAAAACAACAAUUACACCCACAGAAAUACCCACCACAGGUACAGAGGUACCUACUACAAUCACAGUUACAGAAAAACUUACCACCACAAUUACACAAAAGGCCAGUACUACUGUUGCUGUAACCCCAGAAAAGCCCACAACUGUGGCUGCUACAACCAUUAUGGCAACUCAACUACCCACGACAACUACAAAAAAACCGACAACAGUUACAGAAUUUCCAACAACAACAGAGCAACACACCACGAUCGUCACAGUUACAGAAAAACCCAGCACAGCAUUUACAGAAAAAAUAAGUACUACUGCUACACCAACAGAAAUACCAAUCACUGUCACGGAAAAUCAGACAACUACAGAGAGACCAACCACUGCUGCCACAGUGGUAAAAACAACCACAGCCUCAGAAACAAUUGGUACGACAUCCACUACAGUCACAGAAAAAUUAACCACAGUAAUGACAGAACAGCCUAGCACCACAGCCAAAACAACAGAGAGUUCCACGACUACCACAAUGAAAACAACAGGAAAACCCAUCACCACUACACCUGAAGUUGUUACAAAUACAGCUGUUACACUUGCACCAUCGACAGGACCAUUGAUCACAUCGACAACAAAGGCCCAAACAACAACAGAAAAACCCAUCAAAACAACCGUCCAACCCACAACAUUCACAGAAGAGCCCACCACCAUAACAACAACCACAGAAAUGCCAUCCAUACCGACAACCAUUCCAACAAACCCAACCACAACGGAAAAGCCCCAAAUCACCACAACCACAGAAAAGCCAACAUCAACACCGUCUGACUGUCUUGUUUGUCACACGUCACCUUGGAUCAACAAUCAUUACCCUGACUUUACUCCCAAUGGUGGAGAUUAUGAGUCUAUUGAAAAUAUAACCGAUCCAAAUCUGAAAGAAUGUGAACAACCACUUCAAAUUGAAUGCAGAGCAAAACACUACCCAGAUUUAUCUUUGGAUGAACUAGAUCAGAAAGUAACAUGCAACCCAACAGAUGGACUGAUCUGCCAUAACAAAGACCAAGGCAUCCCUCCAAUUUGUUAUGACUAUGAGAUACAAGUCAAAUGUUGCAUUAACGAUUGUGCCACACCAACCAAAGCUACAACUACAAGUGCAACAACACCCACAAUGACAACAGAAAAACCCAGCACAACUGCAGCCACAACCACAGAAAAGCCUACGACUAAUGCCAAAACAACAAUUACACCCACAGAAAUACCCACCACAGGUACAGAGGUACCUACUACAAUCACAGUUACAGAAAAACUUACCACCACAAUUACACAAAAGGCCAGUACUACUGUUGCUGUAACCCCAGAAAUGCCCACAACUGUGGCUGCUACAACCAUUAUGGCAACUCAACUACCCACGACAACUACAGAAAAACCUACAACAGUUACAGAAUUUCCAACAACAACAGAGCAACACACCACGAUCGUCACUGUUACAGAAAAACCCAGCACAGCAUUUACAGAAAAAAUAAGUACUACUGCUACACCAACAGAAAUACCAACCACUGUCACGGAAAAUCCAACAACUACAGAGAGACCAACCACUGCCGUCACAGUAGUAAAAACAACCACAGCCUCAGAAACAAUUGGUAGUACAUCCACUACAGUCACAGAAAAAUUAACCACAGUAAUGACAGAACAGCCUAGCACCACAGCCAAAACAACAGAGAGUUCCACGACUACCACAAUGAAAACAACAGGAAAACCCAUCACCACUACACCUGAAGUUGUUACAAAUACAGCUGUUACACUUGCACCAUCGACAGGACCAUUGAUCACAUCGACAACAAAGGCCCAAACAACAACAGAAAAACCCAUCAAAACAACCGUCCAACCCACAACAUUCACAGAAGAGCCCACCACCAUAACAACAACCACAGAAAUGCCAUCCAUACCGACAACCAUUCCAACAAACCCAACCACAACGGAAAAGCCCCAAACCACCACAACAACAGAAAAGCCAACAUCAACACCGUCUGACUGUCUUGUUUGUCACACGUCACCUUGGAUCAACAAUCAUUACCCUGACUUUACUCCCAAUGGUGGAGAUUAUGAGUCUAUUGAAAAUAUAACCGAUCCAAAUCUGAAAGAAUGUGAACAACCACUUCAAAUUGAAUGCAGAGCAAAACACUACCCAGAUUUAUCUUUGGAUGAACUAGAUCAGAAAGUAACAUGCAACCCAACAGAUGGACUGAUCUGCCAUAACAAAGACCAAGGCAUCCCUCCAAUUUGUUAUGACUAUGAGAUACAAGUCAAAUGUUGCAUUAACGAUUGUGCCACACCAACCAAAGCUACAACUACAAGUGCAACAACACCCACAAUGACAACAGAAAAACCCAGCACAACUGCAGCCACAACCACAGAAAAGCCUACGACUAAUGCCAAAACAACAAUUACACCCACAGAAAUACCCACCACAGGUACAGAGGUACCUACUACAAUCACAGUUACAGAAAAACUUACCACCACAAUUACACAAAAGGCCAGUACUACUGUUGCUGUAACCCCAGAAAUGCCCACAACUGUGGCUGCUACAACCAUUAUGGCAACUCAACUACCCACGACAACUACAGAAAAACCUACAACAGUUACAGAAUUUCCAACAACAGAGCAACACACCACGAUCGUCACUGUUACAGAAAAACCCAGCACAGCAUUUACAGAAAAAAUAAGUACUACUGCUACACCAACAGAAAUACCAACCACUGUCACGGAAAAUCCAACAACUACAGAGAGACCAACCACUGCCGCCACAGUAGUAAAAACAACCACAGCCACAGAAACAAUUGGUAGUACAUCCACUACAGUCACAGAAAAAUUAACCACAGUAAUGACAGAACAGCCUAGCACCACAGCCAAAACAACAGAGAGUUCCACGACUACCACAAUGAAAACAACAGGAAAACCCAUCACCACUACACCUGAAGUUGUUACAAAUACAGCUGUUACAGUUGCACCAUCGACAGGACCAUUGAUCACAUCGACAACAAAGGCCCAAACAACAACAGAAAAACCCAUCAAAACAACCGUCCAACCCACAACAUUCACAGAAGAGCCCACCACCAUAACAACAACCACAGAAAUGCCAUCCAUACCGACAACCAUUCCAACAAACCCAACCACAACGGAAAAGCCCCAAACCACCACAACCACAGAAAAGCCAACAUCAACACCAUCUGACUGUCUUGUUUGUCACACGUCACCUUGGAUCAACAAUCAUUACCCUGACUUUACUCCCAAUGGUGGAGAUUAUGAGUCUAUUGAAAAUAUAACCGAUCCAAAUCUGAAAGAAUGUGAACAACCACUUCAAAUUGAAUGCAGAGCAAAACACUACCCAGAUUUAUCUUUGGAUGAACUAGAUCAGAAAGUAACAUGCAACCCAACAGAUGGACUGAUCUGCCAUAACAAAGACCAAGGCAUCCCUCCAAUUUGUUAUGACUAUGAGAUACAAGUCAAAUGUUGCAUUAACGAUUGUGCCACGCCAACCAAAGCUACAACUACAAGUGCAACAACACCCACAAUGACAACAGAAAAACUCAGCACAACUGCAGCCACAACCACAGAAGAGCCUACAACUAAAGUCAAAACAACCAUUACACCCACUGAAAACCCCACAACAGCUAUAGAAAUACCAACAACCACAGUUACAAUAAAACCUACGACUAUAGUUACACAAAAGGCCAGUACUACUGUUGCUGUAACCACACAAAGUCCCACAACUGUGGCUGCCACAACCCACCCAGCCACUGAACGACUUACUACAACUACAGAAAAACCAACUACAGUUACAGAAUUUUCAAGCACAGCAACAGAGCAACACACCUCAACUGUCGCAGUCACAGCAAAACCCACCACAGCAUCUACACAAAAAAUAAGCACAAUUGCUGCAACAACAGAAAUAAAAACCACUGUCACUGAAAAUCCCACAACUACAGAAAGACCAACCAUUGCAACAACAGUAACACAAACAACGACAUCCUCAGAAACCAUUGGUACAACCUUCACUACAAACAAAGUAACAGAAAAAUUAACCACAGUGAUUACAGAACAGCCUAGCACCACAGCCAAAACAACAGGAAAACUGACCACGGAAGCUACAGAAAAGCCCACCAUAAUCACGACAGAAAAGAUAGCCACAACAAUGCAGAAACAAACAACCACGGAAAGUCCCACCACUACCGCAGUCACAACUGGAAAACCCAUCACCACUACUCCUGAGGUUGUCACAAAUACGGUUGUUACAAUUGCACCAUCAACAGCACCCAUGGUCACAUCAACAACAGAGGCCCAAACUACAACAGAAAAACCCAUUAAAACAACUGUCCAACCCACUACAGUAACGACAACCACAGAAGAGCCAUCCAAACCGACAACCAUUCCAACAAACCCUACAACAGUUACACCUGAGAAGACAACAACACUCACAGAAAAGCCCAGCACUGCUGCAGCCACAACGACAGAAAAGUCAGAGACCACAGUCAUAAUCACAACAGAAAGGAUUAGUACUACUCCCGGCAAAACUACAGAAAAGUUCACUUCCCCAGUGACCACAGAGAAUGCAAUCAAAACAACCACAGAGACAAAUACACAGGCGACAGAAAAGCCUUUGACAACUUCUCAGUCUUCAACAGCAGGCAGAACCACUCAGUGCUUCUGCAAAUAUUUGGAUCACAUUUUCUAUCCAGGGUCUACUAUUUACAAUAAGACAGACGAGGCAGGCUGGUGUUUUACGGCAUACUGCAAUUUGACUUGCCAUGUUGACAAGUAUAUAGGACUAUGUCAGCCGACCACUCCACCAAGUCCUACCACCACCUUAACAACGCCUGCAAUAACAACACGAGUUAUGUCAACAACAGUCAGUACAGCAGCUCCCCCGAAAGACUGUUCCUACCUCAUCCCACCAAGGAAGCAUGGCGAGACUUGGAGUUCAAGUAACUGCACCUUUGAAAAGUGUGAUGAUGGAAAAGUGCUAACAGAACACAAGCCGUGCGAACAAGUAACCAUUCCAGUUUGUGAAAAUGGCCACCCACCAGUUAGGGUUUAUGAUGAAGAUGGUUGUUGUUUCCAUUACGAAUGCAAAUGUAUUUGCACUGGAUGGGGAGAUCCACACUAUGUCACAUUUGAUGGUCAAUACUACAGUUUUCAGAAAAACUGCACCUAUGUUCUGGUUAAAGAGAUCAUUCCUAAACACAAUUUCAAAAUCCUUAUUGACAACGAAAACUGUGAUGCUACAGGAGAAGUUACUUGUGCCAACAGCUUAAUUGUGUAUUACAAGAACUAUGAAGUCAUUCUCACACAGGAGAGAAUCCCAACGACAGUCAACAUGGUGUAUGUCAAUGGCAAGAGAGUCAUCCCAACUUAUUCCAACAAGGACUUUAUUAUUACAAGUAGUUCAAUAGAACUGCUUCUGAGAAUCCCUGCAAUUGAAGCAGUUGUGAUGUUCAAGGGCCUUUUAUUCAGCGUUGAUUUACCAUUUUCCUUAUUCGGCAAUAACACAGAGGGACAGUGUGGAACAUGUGACAAUCAGAAAAAGAAUGACUGCAGAUUGCCUAGCGGUCAGAUUUCCCCCUCCUGCCCCGAGAUGGCGCAUCAGUGGAAUGUGCCAGAUAAGAACAAACCAUACUGCAAUAAGCCGCCUCCUCCAACGACACCAGUUCCAACACCGACACAACCCUUCUGCAAACCUGAAAUUUGUGAAAUUUUAAUCAGCAAGGUGUUUGAGGAAUGCCACAAAGUCAUCUCACCAGAAUCCUUUUAUGAGGCCUGCAAAUUUGAUGUCUGUCAUAUGCCAAACUCCACCGUGGGAUGCUCCAGUUUGGAGGCGUAUGCUAUGAUGUGUGCUGAGGCGUCUGUCUGUGUAGACUGGAGGGGUGCUGCACAAGGGAAAUGCAAAUAUAAAUGUCCUGCGAAUAAAAUCUACAAAUCCUGUGGGCCGGUUGUUGUACCAACUUGCAAUGCAAGAUACAAUGACAAAUAUUCACAGCAAUGCCAGGGAGAAAACAACAGCCACAAAUAUGACUGCAAGAUGUUUGUGGAGGGAUGUUUCUGUCCACCUGGCACAACCUUGUUCAGUUCAAACUCCGAACUCUGCGUCUCAUCUUGUUGCACUGGACCUGAUGGGCAACCAAAACAGUUUGGUGACAGGUGGCAGAGCGGCUGCCAACAGUGCGUCUGUGAUGAAGACACGCUGAGUGUGCAAUGUGAGCCUCGCAUGUGUCCCCCUCAACCACCCAUAGCAUGUGACAAGGAAGGUGAGGUGUUGGUGAACCGUACGGUGGACUGCUGCGAGACGCUGACCUGUGAAUGUGAUAAAAAUCGCUGUCCACUGCCACUGGUAAUGUGCCCAGUGGGGUUUGGGUUGCUGAUGCACGUUGCAAAUGAUAGCUGCUGCCCCACCUAUGAUUGUGUUCCCAAAGGUGUUUGCGUCUUCAAUGACACUGAAUACAAGCCUGGAAUGCACUUUUCCAAAGACCUAUGUGAAACUUGCUUUUGUACCGAAGCUCAAGAUCCAAACAGCAAGCUGAAUGUCAUUGAGUGUCAUCAGAAACUGUGCUUCGUUCAGUGUCCAGAGGACUCUGUGUAUCAAACUCAACCUGGGGAAUGUUGUGGCGUGUGUAAAAAGACAAGCUGUCUUAUUGAGCACCCAGGCUUUGAUCCAGUCAUUAUUAAGCCUUCUCAGUCUUGGUGGCCACCAAAUGAUAACUGUACAAGAUAUGACUGCCACAAGGUGAAAGAUGAGGUCAUCACCUCUGUGAACCAAACCCAGUGUCCUGACUUUGAUCCGGAGCACUGCAUUCCUGGAACAGAACAAGGUGACGUCAGUGGUUGUUGCAAAAGCUGUACUCCUCGUUCCAGCUGUAAAAUGAAUAGAAACACCACCUACUUGCACAUAAAUAAUUGCAAGUCAAUAGUGCCAGUAGAAAUGACGAUCUGCGAGGGAUCCUGUGGCACAUCAACAUCAAUGUACUCUGCAAUAAGCAACAGCCUGAUGCACUCUUGCUCCUGUUGUCAAGAAACGGCUAAGAGCCAGAAGGAAGUGGAGAUGAUUUGCUCUGAUGGCAGGAAGAUAAAGCACUCCUACAUCUCAAUUGAAAAGUGUGGCUGCCAAGUGGCACGAUGUACACAAAACACAACAGACGAAUUCUGACAUUUUUAAAAGGCUAUUUACAUAAAUCUUAAAUUCAUACGUACAAUGAACAUUAAUUGUCGUUUUAACUACUGAUAUUGCUUGGCUUAUUCAUUCUUAGGAGUGGGGAAAACCAAUUUUAUUUCAAUAAACAUUUUCCUAUUGCA
Molecule: messenger RNA, 11953 nt
Organism: Dunckerocampus dactyliophorus (ringed pipefish)
Lineage: Eukaryota; Metazoa; Chordata; Actinopteri; Syngnathiformes; Syngnathidae
Product: mucin-2-like
Exons: 48
Coding region: 57-11807 (3916 amino acids)
Cellular component (GO): extracellular matrix
Molecular function (GO): protein binding
Source: RefSeq, a predicted model, not a curated record